UGAGAUGCAAUGACACCUUUAGCUCACUGUCAUCAUAGGGAAUUGUCCCUUUUCCUUUUGGCACCUGGUACCCUCAUUUCCAUGGAGCUCCUCCCCCUCCUCUCCCUGCAUCGUGGCACUUAUCACCCCUCAUACCGGCCCGCUUUGUUGUGAGUGCAGCAGAGGCGCAGCAAAGCACGUACAACCAGAAGGUUAUGAGGAGGUUAUUCCGACUCUUGACUGCUGCAGAAUUCAUUAACUCUCCGUUAAAAAAACAAAAAACAAAAAAGCGGCUGCAGCACUGAAGGAGCACAACGAGAAACGCUCGCCGUACUGGACGUUUUGCACGGCUCUUUUGUUUUGAUCCCCAUCUCGGCUGCAUCAAGGACAGAGAUAUCAGGGCGAUACGAGGAUCCAUGAGAGACGCUUUGAAUAGGAUACCGCUUCAGUAUCACGGUUGUGUGCAGGAUUCAGCCAUGGAUGCAGGGAGGCUGGAGCAGCAGGUGGCCAGCGUGGACAGAGGCAUCGCCUUCCUGAAGCAGGAGCACCUGGCCAUGCUGACCGGUCUGCAGCUGGAGAUCACACACCUGAAGAGGCGCUGUCAUGAGCUAAGCUGUGAGCUGGACUCCAGGUUUCCUGAUAGAAACACACAAGAGGAGGAAGCAGAACUGGCAGCACGAUGUGAGGCUACAGAGCAUCUCCUACAGGACCGGCAAUGCACGAUGGUCGCUGUGCGUGGGGAGCUGCGGGCCGGCCGAGCACGGGCAUCAGCGCUUGGAAGGAGCCUGAGGGAGGAAGAGCGAUGUUUCCUGGAGGAACUGAAACGCCGCAGCCACAAGAUCACUCUGCUGAGUCGCGAACUCCAACGGCAAAAUGUCAUCACGACGAGCCUCUGCCAUGAGCUCCACACGGCACGCUUAAAACUGUUCCAACAAAGGCAGAGCACAGAGUCUGCUGCAGAGGCAGACGAGGAACCCAGAGGAAAGGAGGUACAAGAGGGAGAGGAGGAGGAGAAUGAGGAUGAAGAUGACGAAGAGGAGGAAGAGGAUGAAGAUUAUGAAGAGGAGGGCUCGGACUGGCUUCUGUCUCCGCCUCCUCCCGCCUCUCCAAGUCUACCAGAAGAUAGACACAGGAGGCGUGUCAGCGUGAGGGAGGAGAGGGUCAGAGCUUGCGUCCCACAGGAGAGAGUGACAUCACCGCAGAGGCCACACCCCAUGCCCGACCCCGCCCUCUUCUUGGUGCCGCUUCGAUAUCGCCUCCUUCGCUUGAGCCAACCGCUCAGAACACAGGAGGGAGAGGGGCUGGAGGACGAAUGGGAGGACAUAGAGGACAUCAGGGUACACAGCAGGGUGGACAUGGGAGCAGGAGAGGGAGAAACUGCUCUGUGAUGAGGAUAAACAGACAAAGUUGUCUUCCAGCAGGUUCCCGGCCUCGAUCAGUCCGCAGCUGAUGCCACUAUUCUAGAAACAGCUUACGAUGAGAGAGAGAUGUAACCUUGUGAUUGUCUGUAGAUUUCAGGAAGUUAGAUAUUUAGAGUUAGUUGCACAAGAGUGUGUGUGAGCAAACAAAGACGUACACAAAGACCUAUUAACUGAAUUUGUCAUACUGACGGACAUGUGUGGGUCAGAGAAGACUGAAUAGUGGGACUGUUUCAUAUGAAUGCCUUUUCAGCUUGCCACUGUUGCUCACGGCUUUUGCCUGUAAUUAAUAGCCUUGCCUCUGGGUGUAUGAACUCUUAUGCCACACUGUUCAAAGUGGCAACAUGCUUUUUCACUGCACUAGUCGUAUUCCAGGUUUGGAAAAUCACUCUAGAAGGCUUAGGGAACAUUUUGUAUGAUUUGCACUUUAUUAAAUUCAUGCAAUGUGCCUGGUAAUGGCAGAG
Messenger RNA from Scatophagus argus, 1861 nucleotides. RefSeq names its product coiled-coil domain-containing protein 92-like. The transcript is spliced from 4 exons. Bases 396 to 1367 code for a protein of 323 amino acids. Lineage: Eukaryota; Metazoa; Chordata; Actinopteri; Scatophagidae. The record is from RefSeq and is a predicted model, not a curated record.